UUUCUUUGCGUGUCUCCUCCCUUCUUUCAUAUGUGCUUGACUGCUUCAUGUGGCCUGUACGGUAGAAGAAUUUUACGUUGCGCAUUUCAUAGGUAUUUUAUGGUUUUUUAUAUUUUUUUUUAACACUUGGAACAGGAGGUGCUGUUGCCCAGCUGGGCAGCACACGCAGUUGCUUUGCUGUGACAAUAUAAUGCUGGACUUGCAGUGGGUCUUUUCUCAUGGAACGUUCUUAGUCUUUACAAAAAUUGCCAAAACAACCAUGAAUGUGAUGGUUGUUAUACAAGAAUUCAUCUGACAUGAAGGUGUUUCAUACAAGGUAGCAGAGUUAAAUUAGUAUUUGUUGAUGCUUCAGGAAAUAAAACAAGCACAGCAUGGUAAGGUGUAAAACAAUUCCUCAUGCCAACAGAGGCUGAAGCGGAGGUGCAAUAGCUCAUUGUAGGUGUUCUGCCUCUUUUUCUGAAAGACUUGCAUGGUUUUGUAAUGCAUCCUUUCUCCUCAGGCUGUCUAGAGGCUGCACACAUGUGGAUGUUCACAGGAUCAGUUCUUGUGAAGUAAUUGGAUCAUUUAGGUUGCAAGGGCUGUAAUACUUAUCAGUCAUUUUCUUGUCAAAUACUGUUAGGAGAUGAGUGUUAGUUGGGUGUCUGUAGGAGGAAGUCCGCAUUUUUGCCCUCACCUUGUGGGUGACCUCUUGAAGGAGACAUAGGUUGGAGGAAAAAGCAGAGGUGGCUUUUGUUGCUUCUUUCGGGGUCUGUAUUUAUUUUCUUGUAACAUUUUGUAGCGUUGAUGCAAAGAAAAAAAAAUCUAACCAAACACCAAACUAUAAAUUAGUAGCAGUGAAUCUUGCUGCCAGUAAAAUGUUUGCAGAAGUUCAUUUUCAGGUGGCGUCAAAAAUUGGGUCAGAAUACUUGUAAACCAAAGUUUUCUUUAAGUACCUCAAGAAAUAAACUGGAGAAGUUGGAGGGGAAACCAGCUGGAGGAGGGAACGAGGUAGCUAUGUCCCAGGUAAAAGAACUGCAGGAAUAUAAUGACAGUUGGUAGAACCACAAACAGCCAGGCUUCCUAAGGGAAAUCUAACCAGAAAUCUAAUUUUAAAUAUAUUCUACCUCUGACUUAGCAGAUUUGUUACUGAACUAUAAAAAUAGUUUCCCAAAAGAACUCAAGGCAGGGAGCUGCGCAGCUAUAGCCUAAUGAGUUUGACAUCAGUAGCAUGGAAUGCUCUAGAGAAUUUUUGAAGCAGAGAAUUAAUUAACAACAUGAAACUAAGUAGACUGAGUCCUGCGGGCAUUCACUAAAGAUGUAUCAUGCCCGACUGACCUGCAUUUUUUGUAAGAAUAAAUGAUUGAUUUAUGUUCUCUGUAAAAGACAGAGUAGUUUGAAUCUGCCUGGAACUUGAUAACAGAUCACAAAGCACUACAAAAAAAGUGUAAAAUCUGGUUUUUUUAAGGUACUGGAGGAUUAGUACAAGAGCUGGUACUUGGGUAAGGAACAGUACGCAGAAGAGGAAGCAGCAGCACAUUAGUGUCAGAAGAGGAACUACUUGUCUGAAAGGUGCUUUCAAGAGGUGUUUUUCAAGACUGAAUUUGGCCCCACAUAAGUGAUGCUGGCAUUGUUUACUCAGUAACCUCCAACUAUGAGGAGCAAAUUUGAGGAAUCAGCAUUACAAAGGAAGACUGGAAUAUCAUGCAAGAGCUGGAUGAUGGAGAAUGCUGAAAUGGUAGAAAUGGGGUACAUUACGAAGUCAUGCAAUAAGAAUGAAUAAUGACAGUAUAGGCUUGGGAAUUAACAUGAGGAGACCUCUGGAAGAGAAAAGAGACAGCAUAUGAUCAAGGAGAUGUCACAGAAUUGGUGCGUUUUGGGAGUGAGAGUGGCAACAAAUGCAGUCCUGUAGUCCUAUAUUCUGUCACUUCCAGGAAUGGACGAGAUAGUCCUAGGGCAGUCUGUUUUCAAGGAGAACGUAGAAGAUCUUGGCUAGGUAGGCUAACAAAAUGGAUGUUGAGGUUGUAUUCGUGUGAAGACUGAGCUGCCUCUGUGAAUAUGGGAACAUUCUCUAUUUUUCCUCUCCUGCUUCUUCACAGCUGUAAAGCAGAGGUGGUUGUGUGGUAAGCUGAAAUGGGGAACUGAGAUGACCGAAAAGUAAGCCUUGUUUUCAUGGUUUGGUUUUGAGCUGGUUGGUUCACAGGUUCUGUCUGCCAAGAGGACAUCCGCGGAGGACAGCUGUACGCACACAAGACGACUAGUAUGGGGGUACAAAAGAGUCUCUUGAAAGUGGCAGCCUAGGAUUUUUCUUUUUGCUUGCAACGUUUAAUAAUGGCCUUUGAAUUAUUCAUUAAGCCACUGCAUUAAAAGCAAUUGUGUUCCACGAGGCUUUGGAAAGUGAAAAACAAGGAGGAAAAAUCAACUAUUUAAAAGACAAUGUCAGCACAGGAACAAGUGGAUAUGAACUGUCUGUGAAUGCACUGCAGAUUGCAUACGAGAAACUAUGAUUUGUAGAAGAGCGAACUUCCAAAACUGUUUUCAAAUGGCAGUAAUUCAGAGUGAAUUUGGGGAAUUUAAGAUUGAGAGAUCAUCCAGCUGGCCUGCCUGUCCUAACAGGAAUUUACCUGGUGUGCCUGAGAAAGCUCCUUUUGGGUUCUGUGUUUCCACCUCUGUUUUCUCAAAUAGUCUCACUAGUGAAUGCAUGUGAAGUUAGAUGUUUUGAUUAAUUUCUUGAUGCUAGCUGUUUUUAUUAGCUGACUUUGUCUCUGAAGCUGUACUAUGGAAUGAAGGGGUUAGAAAUAUGCAUGUGGUGUAAAGCUGAUGUGUACAGAGGUGUGUAACUUGAAACUGAGCUCUGAUGUGGAUUCUCUGUCUGGGAUUGCUGUUGGUGACAGAUGUAAUUGGAUUCUUAUUUGUUUUUAGUCAAGCGUUCUGGUUAGAUCGUGAUGUCUGAAGUGUACAGCUCUUCUUGUUGAUUAAGAAGUGUUUAACCUAUAGAGCAAAGACUUUUUAUGUACAAUUUGGAAAUGUAUAGGAACAUCUUUUUUUUGCAUAAACUUGAAAAACAAUCCAUAGGCAUUUGUUUACAAAAGAGAGGGAGAGUCAAGAAACUGGUCGGAUUCUGUGUGCCUUUUGACUGACAGCACAAGCACGAUUGUUCCAAGGGCCCAGUGUUGUGCCAUGGGUCAUUUUGGCUGGGUGAAGUAAGAUUAUGUUAGAGACAAAGUGGAGGUUUACCAUACGUAUGUUGUUUAGUCUGAGGAUGCAGUUUCCUGUGCAACUGUUAAAAAUCUGGACCUGCUGCUUACUGUUAGGAAGGCUUUGUGCUGUGUGAAAGAAGCAUGUUGCAUUUUCCAACUGAAAACCCUUAACACAUUGGAAGGAGUUUGCUGUAGCAAGUGUGGAUUAAGCUUUCGGGGAAACUGUAGGCUUUUGUUUGCUUACAUGAGCAGAUUGCCAGCCUGCUUCUUUGAGCCUCUUAGUUACUGACUUGGACUGUGAUAGCAAUGAGAUCGUCAAAAAGCGCUGGUUGCUGUAUCUCUUUGCCAAGGAGAAGAGGUAGUUACAGCGAGGGCUUAGAGAAUGGGAGGAGAAGCCUGGCUGGACACUACGUUUACCUAGCAUUUGACACAUUCUCAACAGGUCUGUUUAAGGGAAGGACAAUUGUUGUGAAGCAGGCAUGGGGACAGGUUGCUCUGCUUUGUACGAACCAGCUGAAUUGUUACAGGACCUUCCUCAAUGUAUAAUUAAAUAGCGAAUGUCCUGAAAUGGGCAGAGCUCGAUCAGGGUUUUCAUUCAUCUGAAAUGACAAAUAUUUAAUUAAUAUUAAAAAAAAAUUGCAUCUUUGAUACCUAUUUGCUGCUAUUAAGAGGAGUUGCCUAAGGAGAAAGGAACAGCAAACACAGCCCUUCAUUGUAUCUACUCACUCAUACUCUUGUCUGUUUAUGUAAAGCACAUGGUUUUGGUGUGGAAGGAGUUUUUACAUGCUUCUUGGGUUCUACAGGGCUGAAAUCAUGAAAGCAUUGGGCCAUAAACUGAUAGAAAGGGCAGCCUGCCCUGGAAGUGGUAUGUUCAGUUUUGGAGUAUCAGUAGCUGGUUGACUCAUUAGUUACUGGUCCAGCUCCCUGGCUCUUAUUACGUUCUGUUGGUCUCCUCGGUCGGUACAGGAUGGUUAGACUUGAAUUUUGGGUAAGUUUGUGCCCUUCUUCUGUAGUAGCUGGUAACAAAUUCCUCAGUAGUUUUCAGGAGCUGUAGCAGCUAGUGGCUAGUGAUUUUAGAGCAAAUAAGGGGAAAAGGUUUGGUUUUUUUUCAGAGUCAUGAAAUACUUCCUCUCAUUACAACUGAGCAAGAAAACACUUAAUUUGCCUUACAGUAUUUUAACUUUUGAAAACAUUAAAUGGUGUGGAAAGUCUGUAUCUGUCUUAUGAUUGAGAUCUUUAGCAAAAAUGUAACGUGAACCUUUAGUAGUAGAUGCAAGUUGUGUGUUGAAAAAUACAUGGAGGUACCUUUGCUUUAUGGUGAAGGUGGAAGAGUGAGAGCCAUGAGGUGCAGUUCUCCACUAGUGAUCCUGUGUGUCACCAUCCUCAUUUGAGCUCUCUGUGUCCGAGCUUUAUUUACAUGCGGAGGCAGAGAGAUAACAGUCUCUGAGGGUGUAGAAGGCUUAAAAUAACCUGAAUACUCUAAAAAUCACUCAUUUGAAGGUAAGAGAGGUACCCACAAGUCUCUGUAAGCCCCCAGCUGGUUGCUGAGGAAGUAGAUGGUGCCUUUGCUACUCUACUGCUUGACCCAGAACAAUAAUCUCUAUCUUCUCUUAACGCUAUGAGGCGUUGAGUCUAUUACAUCUGUGUAAACUCAGGCCCUGUGUCACCAGCAGUCAGGCCAUACGUAAUCUCACAUCACUUAGUGCAAGGCCCAGCUUUUGUGCACUCCAAGUCCUGAGCAGUUCUGCAGAUCACGUCUGACCUUGUGUGGUAGAUGAACAUUGUCUCAUGUGUCCUCUCAAGGCUUGACUGCCUUCCAUACUGGUCUUGAUUUAAAAACAGGCAUUUCCAACUGUGUUGUGGCAAAGAAAAGUGUUGGUAGUGGGGAAAGUGCUGUGCGUGUGUCAUUGACUUCUCACAUUGCGGGUUACUUUUGUUUGCCUGGAAUCCUUGUUCUGUAAAACAAUGGCAGCUGAUUUUGACCCACUUCUCUGUACACCAGUGGAGAAAUACACUUCAAACUUGCUGUCACAGACAUGGGAGUGGAUUGUUGUAAAUACCUAAAGGCAUAUUCCUGUGGAAUCCCAAAGUUUGUCCUAAGGAUCUUUAAAGUACUUUAAAUUUUUAAUGUAGAUGCUUUCUUCGAAGUAGAGUCUGAGUUGCCUGCCUGUGUGGGAAUGUUUUUGUGUGGACUGCAUUUGAAGAACAGUCCCCCGUCUUGCCUGACCAUAGAUUUUCUUCCUGGCAUGCAAAGGAAGGUCAAGUUCAGGAAUGAAACAGCUGAUACCUAGGUUUUAGAGAAGAGCCUGGAUGUGAUCUUUGAGAGGGAAGAAUGCCCCUUAAGACUUCUUCCCUUCCUGAAUUGUGUAUGUGCUCCUCCUGUCAUUUGAGAACUUCAGGUACUUGAGUUCUGGAAGGUAAUGCCUGUGAUCUGCAGAAAUCAGUAUGUAACGUGGCCUGAGAAAUUGUUGGCAAGUUAGGCUUGACUUUGUUUGCACAAUUAGGAGAUGUCUAAGGAAUGAAAGAGUUCAGUCUGUUCUUUUUAUCGGCUUCGAGAACUGCUUAUAGUUCCAGGUCUUCUGCGCCCCUGAUUGUAGCACUUGUUUCCAAGAGGGAAAUACUGAAGUUGCCCUCUUCAGUAGGUGCCACGGGCAGCCUUUCUGGAGGCAUCUUUCUUUUCUUUUGUUAGGGGGAACACUUUUAGCUUGUCUCAUUCUGUUUGUUUGUUUGCUGUCUUUCUUUGAAUACUCUGCUUUACUGGAGAAUUGCGUUUUUCUUUUUGUGAUCUCUGCCAACCCAGUAGCUGCUGUGAUUCUGUUAGAUGGGCUUGACUCUCUUGACCAUGUAAGUGAAGUGUAUGCUUUGUUGUCUUUAAAGUCCUUGUGUCGUUGUUUUGGGGAGCACAUUGGGCAGGUAUUAUGCAAUAGGCAAUCUCUACUGAUUAAACAAGUUCUUGUUAAAGGAACAACAGAAACAAAAAAUAACUCAAAAAGGAACUAGGCUGGAAUCAAGCCGAAGAGCUUUGUUCCUGGCUCUAUUGGUGAUAAUGUGUAAAUAUAAGUACAAUUCCUCUGUUUUUGUUCCCUGCUUGUAAUAAUAUUAUUUAAGCACUUCAAAGGGCCAUUUUAAGCAUGAAAUCUUUUGAAGAAAUUAAUAGUAGCAUACAUCAAGUAUCAAAGAUUAGCCUGUUGUCUAAAAUAUAUGGAAUUGCUUAUGUUCAACAGGUUGAAACUUUGAAAGAAACUUUUAGUUUUUAUUAGAAAGUCUAUUCAAAAUAGCAUGGGAUGCUAAUGAUUUUAAAUGCAUAAUACAUUGCUGAGUACACAUUGCUGUCUUACAGUUCUUUAAACAAUACCACAGAUUCUGAUCUUGUUUGUAGAAAUAAUGAUGGGUUCCACUCUUUGCAUGUCUAUGUAAUCCACUUAUUUAGUGUUUUGUGUUCGUUGUUCAAGAAAAACUCCCAGGUAUGGUGGAUUUUUGUUUGUUUUGCUUCUUUGUUUAGUUUUUCAAGCUUUAAAGAGCAUUGUACUUUGAUAAUCUUUCAGUUGCUUCCUUGAAGUCCUGAACAGAAAGUAUUUCUGUGGAGGAUUCCAUACUGGAUAUUUUCUCCAUAGUUGCCCUGAUACCUACUUACAGUUAUGUAACACUUCCCAUAGUCAUCGUCAUUAACUUUUGUCUUAUGAUCUGUCUGUUCUUUGUAUGUGUCAUAACAUCCGAGUAGUUAGUUAAACAUUCUAUACCAGGAAUCUUGACCUUUCUCUUGAAUAAAUGCAUGAAUGGUAAAUCGGUGAAAUAUGUCUUUCUGUACCUUCGUCACACUUGUCAUCUACCUGUUUCAGAAUGCUUUCAAAGAGUAACUCAGGCUCUCAGCACUUGUAUAAAGGUGGCAACUUAGUUUACAUACAUACAUAAUAAAGAGAGGUUCAAAGCUGUAAAAACACUGAACAGAGAUCACUCCAUAUGGAGUAAAUUGAAACUUGCAAGUCUCAACUUUGUGUUCUGUGUCCUUAUUCCUAUUGCCUUAUUUCAUUAUAGUGUAUAAUUCUGGUAAUCCAUCCCAUAGCUUAUAUGUGGUGCUGAAUUAUUACACUGAGGUGGGCUUCUUGUUUCUAAAAGCACUCAGAAAGUUGUGGGUAUAAGAUGUGAAAGCAACUUCCUUGCCUGCUCUGACAUUGCUCUGCUUGGCUGCCCAGGGAAGUGGUUGAGUCACCACCCCUGGAGGUGUUGAAAAGACGUAGAGAUGAGGCUCUUAGGGACGUGGUUUAGUGCCAGAGUUAGGUUAUGGUUGGACUCAAUGAUCUGAAGUGUCUCUUCCAACCAAAAUUAUUCUACGACAUGCUGGGGGAUAGGGCACAGGGCUGCUCUUCCUUGGGGUUACCCAGAGCAAGAGUGUGUUCUGUACAUCACGAUGUUACUGUGUUUGUGUAGCUUCUCAGCCUCAUGCUUGGCAGUGAGCCAGAUUUAUCUACUCUCAGGAGUAAAUCUAAUCUUAAAACUUGUAAGGAAGGAGCACGUUCACUAAGAGCCAUUCUGGGACCAUCAGACAUCCCUGUACCUGGGUGUGCUCACUGAGAGCCGAUGGGUGCAGCAGGUUGUGCAGGUGGAAAACCGGCUGCUGCUGAUCCUGGUCUGUACAAGUCGCUGUGCGGGGCAGAGGUAACUCAGAAGUAGAGCCCAGGGUUGCCCUCUCUUGUUUCACUGAGGAAGCUGCCCUCACUGGUACCUUGUAUCUUCUUAAGAGUUGGUCCUAUAUGAAUUCUAAUUGCUUUCUGUAAGACCACAGUCUUGUCUUGAGGGCACAAUGUUCCCUGGCAAGUCCCCAGUGCUGGAAGGGCUGCAAUAGUGUUAUGUUUCUCUUCUGGGAGGAGUGUGGGGUUUUGUUUGUUGUUAUUUACUUUCUUUGAGGAGACCGAUAAGAGAAAAUUCCCAAGCACGGGAUUUACGUCUGACUUGAGCUGUAUGACUAUAAAGUGUUAAGUAAUUGAAAAGAGUGUCUAAAAUGCAUACUAGCAUGACUUUGAAAACAAAUGUGAGGUUUCAGUGAGUGUUUCAGGUUAUUUUAUCUUUUGAGAGCCAGAACUUAAUUAACCUAGUCAGAGUUUCCAAAGCAAAUUUGAAUGGUUAUAUUGCACAUCUGUAGGAAUACAAAUGGUGUAUUAAAACUUGUGUAAGUGGCCACCCUAUAGCUUUAGUGAUACAAGAAGAUGGGGAUGUUCCAAUUCCAGGAACUGGAAGGAUAGUAGAGACUGUGCACAAUCUCUUUGUAAUACGUGGAUUUCCUUCGCUGUUACUGCGUGUGUAUGUGAUGGAUUUCAAAAUAUAUUUCUAUAAAUAUGUAUCAUACAUAUUUAUUCUACAUGUACAUAUUUAUCUAAAUAUGCAUAUGCAUGAUAGUUAUUGCAGACAUACCUAUUUAUAUACAUAUAUAAUGUAUUAAUAUACUUUAAAAUCUGUUGUUAGUGCUCAUUAUACUACUGCAUAGGCAUGAUUGUUAUAUGGAUGGGCUCUUCAACCUGUAGAUCCUGAUCUCUUGGUUCUGUCAUACAACAGUGGGAAAAGUUUGUCAUUUAAAUCUGACUAAAUUGUGAUUUAAGUAAUACAUUUUUCUCAGUGCUGAAAGACUGACACUGUUCUUAUAUUUUCAUUUCGCUGUGUGCUGCACAGUGAAUCAGAUAAAAUCAGUGAUUCAGAUAUUAUGGUGAUUCAGAUAAAAUCAUUGGCGUGCUGGUUUUCUCCACAUUUGGCUGUACUAGGACUAUUAUAUCAAGGAAUCUUAUUUUAAAAAUCUGUUUCAAGUGACGAACAAGUACGGACUUACUUGAAAUGAGGAAUCAAGUUUUAGGUGUAAUUUUAAUCUUUUGGGAUUUGUUAGGUUUUUUUUUGCACUGCUGCUUAGCAUUAUACUCAGUGCUCAACAUCCAUCUGCUUUUCUUUCUUAAAUGAGAGAGGAAGAAUUGGUAUCCUCUAAAUGAAAUGUAUUGAAAUGAUUUAUGAAAGGAAAAGUUUUUCUAAAUGUUGUGAGUGGGUUUUGCUGAUCUCCCUGUUUUUCAUUUGAAGCAAUUAUUCUACCUAUUUGUGCAGUACAAGCAAUCAGAGAGAUCAUCAAAGUAGUUGUUUAGAAAAUUGAAUGGGUUUGCUCCCAGUAACUUAGAUUCUGCCACUUACUCAAAGCAUCCUUGUCUUUAACAUAAUACUGUCAUUGUAAAUAAUUCAGAUUUUUUCAGAGAUUUGAGAUAAAAUCCCCUCUCCAUUGGACCCAUGGAAAAACUUAUUUGGGUCUAGAUUUUUUUCAUUUUUAGUCUGAAGUCUUCAAAAAUACCCAUGUUAAAGAGGGAAGCUUAUAUUGUGACUGCGCUGAGAGGGUUUAACCUGUUAAGUGGAGUAGUUCAAACAUGUGACAGUAGAUGGAGUGAAGACAGAGAGUUUAUACUGACUUGCCAGUGCAUUUUAAAUUAUCACUGUUUAGUGUUUGCGGAGGUUCUCACUGUGAUUGUUAACACUUAACGCUUAUCACAGAUGAGGAAAACAACCUUACCUGAGUAUAAAGUUCACCAAAAAUUAAUGCCAGCUACCUGUCUGAUGUUUGAGUGUGAUAGUUUAAGAAGACAUGCACAUGUAUUUUGGAAAUUCCUCUUUUAUCAGUGUCCUUUUUUUAACCUCUCUUCUGAUUGUGUGCUUGUAAUUUAGUAGAAGACAGAAUCAAUGCAUUUUUCUAAAGAAAAACUAUCAUGUUACUUCCUAAAUGUAGGAACUGAAAUAUGUUUCUUAUUGCCUGCAGUCUUCUUAACUGCAAGUUAAUGAAUGUCUAGUAAAUCUGUUCUGGCUAUGGAGUCCCUUUAAAGACAAUGAACCAGAACAGAUUACCUGGAUGUUUCUUUUAAUUCAACAAACAGAAUAGUACUGUGUUUUAGCAGGUGGUUUGCAUCUGAACUGUUAGAUUCAAUACAAACUGCAUAUAAAAGUUUAGUUAACACAGCAGAAUUAGCAAAACAUAAAACUGUUGCUUCAAGAAAUUCAGUUCUAUUUCAGUUGGGUUUUUUUAACUUGGUAAUCCACAAGAGUUGAAAUAAUUUAUGUAGUGAAGAGCACAGUUAUUUAUUUUUCCACUAAAUCACAGCACAGUAUUCUGUAUUGAUACUUAGUUCUGAAAUCCAUCAAGAGCUUUUUACAGAAGAAGAUAAUCUGAACAGGCAGAGAGCAUACCUCUUUGUAAUACAUAGGUUUCCUUCACUGUUACUGUGUGUGUAUGUGAUGGAUUUAAAAAGAUUUUUAUAUAAAUAUAUAUCAUACAUAUUUAUUCUACAUGUACAGACACCCCUGAUGCUUGGCAGAGUGAGAAAUGAGUGGAGAUUCUAGUAGUUCAUGUUUUAUGUAGUUUAUUCUGACGUUUUUGAGAAGUCCAGCUCUGAAUUUGAAUUUCAUUUCGUUGAGGAGUCUCUCUUAAUUUACUUGAGGAGACAAAAAACUCUAAAAUCUGCUAUGGCAGUCAGCUCUGAAAACUUGCAUGUAUUUCUUUGUUCCUGUUGAUUACUGAGCUGUAUUAAAAUACUUUAUUUCUGUUGUUGGUGGUCAUUUUUUAUAAUGCAUAUAUGUAUUAAUGACAAAUAGGGAAAUUGAAGAGUAUGUUUAUGCAUGCAUGGACUUACGUAAAGAUCCAUUGUAUUUAAAUAAAAAUGAGGUCCUCUUUCUUAAUUCUGUGAAGAGGGAGAAAAAGAUCUGUGACACAGGUCUCUUCUGUAGUCCCAUUUCAUCUCCCUGUCAUGGUCAGUCUUGGGUUUAAGGUGGAAGAUGAGAAAAAAAUAUCUUCUUUUUUAUUUUAAGUGGCUUUAACCAGGAACACUGUACUGUACAGUUUCUGUACAGUUUGCACGCAUGGGCUGAGGCUCCAGUUGUUCAAAAACUCAGAAGUGAUAGAACUGAGAUUCUCUCUACCCCAUUAUUAUAACUUUUGUACAUGUGUACUGCUCAGUUUCAAGAUUUUCAAGAGCUGUGGGGGUUUGGCUUUUUUUUUUUUUUUUUUUUUUUAAGGCUACUCAAUGCUCUUGUAAGACUUUGAUUUUGAAAUAAUGCUUUUUCUAUGCAAAGGAUUCCUAACACCACUUGUGGCCAAUGCAAAUUGAGGCGAGCAGGCUAGAAGUCUAGAAGAUGAGGAGUCGUUAGGAUGAGUUUCACCUGCAUUAAUUCAGUCAUCUGCAAGUUAGACUUAGGAGUGUGAGCUGGCUCUAUUCAGAGACAAUGGAAAGAAACAAAUCAGGUGAAUCAUCCUCUGCAGGUGUCUGUUUUCUCUGACUGUGCAGAGUGCUUAGGAAAACUGUUCCAGAGAUCUGGCUUUUUGACAUGAAUCCCACCUGCAGUGAGUACUUGUGAAAAAGCUUGACUUAACUCUUUGAAAUGAAAUCACUGGGAGCUCUCAAGGCAGAGGGAGUUCUCCAUGGCAUUGCAUGCUGUCCUGGCUGUUGGAUUGUCCUUUUUCUGCUUUUUUAUAACUUCCACCUUCUCAGACGGUACUUCUAUAAGCAGCAAUCUAUUAAACUAUACAACUGUGAUUCCUCUUUGGAAACCAGGGUACUUCCUACGUGGAUCCUCUUGGGGAUGGGGAGGAAUAGUGUGCUAUAAAGUGAAUCAGAUCUAUCAUAAAGUAUAUCCGUAAAAUAGAUUAUUUAGGGCCAUGUAUAUUAGGGCCUGGACACAUUCCUGUGUAACCUCAUCUAGGUGUUCCUACUCCAGCAGGGGGAUUGAACUAGAUGAUCUUUCAAGGUCCCUUCCAAUCCCUGACAUUCUGUGAUUCUGUGAUGUAAACAAUCUUAGUUCUGCUUCAUCCGAGUUCUGUGAUCUUCUCUCACUGAUACACAUGCAUACAGAAGUCUCUAGAACACAUACUAUUGAAAGAAGCAAACUAAUAUAAAACAAGGUUAUCAGCAGUGUCAUUAAUGCCUGUUGAAUUUGAUUUGGAACAGUCAGAGCCUGCAGAAAUCCCUGUUGCUGGGAGUAUCCGAUAGUGUUGACAGUUUAUUGUGAGCUGGAACAAAGCGGUUCUUCUGCAGAUUUCACGCUGUCAAAAGAACAGAGGAGCCAGAUCUCUCAUCUUUAUUCUGGACUUUAAAAAGGAGUAUUCCUUAGUGAAUAUAUGUUUUUCAUAUAAUUUGAAUUUUCCUACCCUUCUUUCCUUUAAAUAUGUCUUCUAAUUAAUUAUUUUGGUUGGAGAGCAAAAUACAAUUUUAAUUCUGUGAGUGCGUGGAAGCAAUGAUGUCUUAGGUCCUUACAGAAUUUCCUUGUCAAGAAUAGUGCUUUGGAGGUAUUGACUGAAAUCUAAGGGUCCCAGUAUUAUUCUGUAUUCCAUGGAAAAAAGCUCCUGCAGAGCGUGAAUCUGACCCCUUUCUGUUGGCCAUGCACUGAAACAAAAUACCUGCUUCAGGACAUUAGUGUAGAUGCUCCUUGACUAUCUUUAAAACUUAGCAAUAAAUAAAGCAUGGUUCGUAAGGUUACUCCUCCUGCAAGAAUCCAGUAACAAUUCUGUUUACAGUGUUUUCAGCCAGCAAGUUUGAAUCUAGACAGUGUCAAAUUGUGUGAUACAACCCUCUUCUCUAUGCAGAUACUUAUCUGAAGCUUCUAACAUUUUAAUUUUCUUACAAUAUGUGUUUUGAAAAGGAUAGGAGGGAAUUAUUAGGAUUUAUAAGUGUGCUAACUGGUACGCAGUUUCUCUGCUCCCUGUACGGUUGCUAAUUCCAGUGUUUGUCUCUCCUUUGGAAGUCAGAUGCUCUUCUAUUUUGCUUAAUGGCAUAUUUUGUUUAAAAGGCUCUAUGGAUUUUUUAUAAGUAACUCCAAGUCAGGGUCUGGAUUCCUUCUGCCUUCCCCUGCCAAAAUUAAUCCUUUCUCUAUUGCAUGUUUGUUGUUGAGAUUUUUUUCCAUCCCCUUGCAUAAUUAUUCUUUGUGGGUUACUUACCUUUAGCUCAGGACUUCGGUCUUUCACCAGGCCUUGCUUAGUUGGUUGGGUUUUUUUGUGGAUAUUUUCAAGAUAUCUUUUGUAAUACAAGAACAAGAAAAUUCGAUACGGAUACAGCAAGUAGCAAGGCUGGUUUCUUGUGGCAUUUUCGUGUUCUUUGUGCUUUUUUUUUUCCAAGUUGGCAACAGUUGUAGAAAGAGUGACACCGUGUGUUAAGGUGAAGAAUAUCACUUUUCUUGAUUUGUUUCCCAUUUCUUCAAUACUCUCUUCUAUGACAGUGAUUUUAUCAUCCAUCAGAUGUUAAGGUUUUCUGUGUGCUUUUUUAUUUUCAUGUGUACAUUUUACAGCUCAUUAUUUUAUUGCUAAAUGUCCUUCAAGAGAAGUUGCAUUAUCUUUAAGCAGUUUAUUUUACUGAUAAAUUUGUGUUUAGAUUUUGUUCAGUAAUUUUAGAAGUGCAUGUGUGGAAAAAAGAGUUAGUGAAGGUGGCUGGAAACCCAGAGAGGUCUCCAUAGGAAGAGAAGAUGGAAGGAUAGUGCUGUGAAUAUGCUGAUUGUGAGGAUCUGUGGUAGAUGUGUAGUGUAGUGUGAGGAACAGAAAGGUUGUCCCUGUUACUGGGAAAAAGAGGUAAGUGGCAAAUAAAUGAAUGAGGGAGAGGAGAGGAGAGGACUUGGGGAAAGGAAGAGGAGGCCAGUGUGUGGCAUGCAUUGCAGUCAAAGCCAUAAAAAUAUUUAAAAGCAGUAUUUUGUUGUUAGUGUAGUUUCUGCGAUUAUUCAGCAUCCAGGUGGGUAAAAUAGAGGCUUGCACCCGUUAAGAGUGUUACCUUGUUGUGAGUGCUUGAGGGGCUGAGAAGCCCAAUGUGGUUCCAGGCUGGGUGUGCCCCCGCAGUGACCCUGCCUGUCACUGGUGCAGCGAUGCAUUGUUCGCUGUGUGCGUACUGAGGAGAAGAUUUUCAGCUGUUGGGUGAUGUUUUCUGCUUGAACAUCUGCUUUGUGUUUCUCUGGAGGAGAAGGGACUAUGCUGGAUGGAAGAUCUGUAGAAGACAAAUCUGCUCAGGGCCUGUCGGUGCGACCACACAAGUCAGUCCAUGGGUGCUUUAGAGGAAGAGACAAGGAAGGCUCGCAGGAAGCGAAACUUUUUCAUACCAUUGCUAAAGAAAAGGUUGAAUUUUCCUAUCCCCCUCUGAAGCCUGAAGAAGGACAUGACAGCCACAGUUUACCAGAGGAAUGGAAAUACUUGCCGUUUCUCGCCUUGCCAGAUGGUGCUCACAACUAUCAGGAAGAUACUGUGUUUUUCCAUUUGCCACCGAGAUGUGGAGAUCGAACCACAGUAUAUGGUGUCUCUUGCUAUAGGCAGAUUGAAGCGAAGGCAUUGAAAGUACGGCAAGCAGAUAUCACCCGAGAAACGGUACAGAAAAGUGUCUGUGUUCUCAGUCAGCUGCCUUUGUAUGGGUUACUUCAGGCAAAGCUGCAACUCAUCACACAUGCGUACUUUGAAGAAAAAGACUUCUCGCAAAUUUCAAUUCUAAAGGAACUUUAUGAUCAUAUGAAUAGUUCCUUGGGCAGUACUUUGCUAGAAGGGUCACAAGUUUAUCUUGGUCUGUCUCCUCGGGAUCUUGUUCUUCACUUUAGACACAAGGUCUUGAUCCUUUUUAAAUUGAUUCUUCUGGAGAAAAAGGUGCUGUUUUAUAUUUCUCCAGUAAAUAGAUUGGUGGGAGCUCUGAUGACUGUCCUGUCCCUCUUUCCCGGUAUGAUUGAACAUGGUCUUACUGACAGCUCUCACUACAGACCAAGAAAGAGCAUAUCAGAGGAUGCUGGAUUGCAGGAAGAUACACCAUGGUUAAGUGACUCUGUUUCUGCGUCUGCUGCUCAUACUUCAAAUACAAACUUAGCAACGGGAAGGGAAGACAGGAGGAUGGCAGGAAACCGUUCACUUGAAGGUCAAAAAGCGAAGGUGCCUUUCUCCCCAUCAGAGAAGACUUGCAAUGGAGCUCAGACCUCCAACGAUACUGUGCAACGCUUGAAAGUUCCUUCACGCGCUUCUCCAGCGUCCUCUGAAAGUGACUGGGAGACCUUAGAUCCUGGCAUUUUGGAGCAGCCUAAUUCAAAAGAAGGAGAACGUGAAAAUACAGCAUCCGAACAGGCUGAAAAUCUUCCGAGCGAAGGCCUGAGCUCCGAAAGCCUUCCCAUCACCGUGCAGCCCCAAGCAAACGCAGGACACGCGGUGCUGGCUCCAGGGCUGAUAUCUGGGUUGGAAGAGGACCAGUACGGUAUGCCGUUGGCUAUUUUUACAAAGGGGUACCUCUGUUUGCCAUACAUGGCACUGCAGCAGCAUCAUCUCCUGUCAGAUGUGACAGUCCGCGGCUUUGUUGCAGGAGCCACCAACAUCCUGUUCCGUCAGCAGAAGUAUCUGAGUGAUGCGAUUGUGGAAAUAGAAGAUGCCCAUGUACAAAUCCACGACCCAGAACUCCGUAAGAUCCUGAACCCAACAACUGCUGACCUCCGGUUUGCGGAUUACUUGGUGAAGCACGUAACUGAGAACAGAGACGACGUUUUCCUGGACGGCACUGGUUGGGAAGGAGGAGAUGAGUGGAUCAGGGCUCAGUUCAGUGCUUAUCUUCAUGCCCUGCUCGCUGCUGUGAUGCAACCAGACAAUGAAAAGACUUUGUCAGACUUUGGAAUCGCAUUUGUAGCAGCCUGGAAAAAUACCCACAACUACAGAGUAUGGAAUAGCAACAAGCAUCCAGCUAUUGCAGAGGUAAAUUCUAGCCACCCAUUCCAGGGACAAUACUCUGUAUCAGAUGUGAAGUUAAGAUUGUCACACUCUGUGCAGAACAGCGAACGUGGAAAGAAGAUUGGAAAUGUGAUGGUUUCUACCAGCCGGAAUGUUGUACAGACAGGAAAAGCUGUAGGUCAAUCAGUCGGAGGAGCCUUCACGAGUGCAAAAUCAGCUAUGUCAUCGUGGUUUUCCACUUUCACGCAGUCAACCCAAAGCCUCGGGGACUAAAUUACGUUUUUUUCAGAAUGCUGCUGGAUAUUUCAGGUGCAAUGCUUUCUCUGAGCUGUAAAAAGACCGCUCCAAAACAUAGGAGUGGGAAUUAACUACACAGGACCAAAAUAAGGUAUAUGUUGCUUGCAAGCAGACGCGAAAUGUUAUCAUUCUGUUUCACUAGAAGUAUAGAAGAAUGGUGAGUGUCUCCAUGCAAUGGGAUGGCCUUUGCAGCAUAUUGGUUAUAUUUAAAAUGACUACUUUUCUUUAAAACUGAGCCUUUAUAAAGACACUAGCAAACAGGGCUUGUUGCAAGCCAAACGUGUUUGACUUUAGAUUUGUACAUUUUCUUGGAUGUUAAAAAUAUUUAUGUAAACUAGUUAUAUUUUUCAAUCCAAAUAGCCAAAUGUUUGUGAUUUCUUGUUAGAAAUAAGCAGAGUAUAAAUACUGAUUCCUCUUUCAGGUUGGAUUGGAGAGCAUCUCUGCAAAAAGAAUAUGGUGGAAACCGUUAAAGGGUUCCAAGGCAGGUGGAACUUUCUUGCUUUCACCUGCAAGCUAAAAUCAGUAGGGUGCAGAGUAGGUUUUAUUCCUUUCUCCUCUGUAGCCACGUUACAGUUGUUUGCAUUAAUCUGUAUCCAACUCUCUUUAUGUCCCCAGAUCUGUGUGAUGGUUGCACGGUCACUAUUUUCUGGUUGUUAUGCAGUAGGGCUUUAUAACUUUGCCUAUGAUUUGGCUGUAUUUGUACACUGGGACAUGAAUGGGAUUCCAGUUGGAGAGAUCUCUUCAGGAAAAGUAUUACAACACAAUUCUCCCAAAUUGGGAUUGGGUCAUAGACAGUUUUGUGAGGUCUUGCUCUAUUGGGGUGUAAUUACACCAUCAAUGUAGUUACGUACAUACAAAUACCAAGUACUAAGAACUCCUAAAACUAGAACUAGCACAGUAGCAAACUCUGCGUGGCUUUUUUUAUUUUUUGCCAGUAAGGUUAUGAAGAUUCUUCCAAACGAAAAUCAGCUUUAUCGAUUUUCUGUGUCGACUCAGGGAAUGUUCUGUUUGGAUAACUACUCUUUUCAUAAGGAAAGUGACACUAGAAUUGAGAGAGUGACUGAAACAGCUCGGUUCGUAUCCUCACAUGAAGAAAUAUAAUCGUUUAUAUGAAAAGAUGGGGCAUAAUGGUGUAUUUCGUAUGUAACAUGCAUGCGGUGUCUUCUGUAUGCAAGUGUAUUCCACUUCCUACACCUCCUGAUUCUGAAAGAGAUUAUUUCCUGUUUCUUGCAAUCUGUGUGCCUCUAUAUGCCUUCUAACGUCCCCACGUAAUAGCUGUUAACAUUUACUACGUUACAUUAUCAGACGUUCCAACUUUCUGUAGUAAAAGGCUUUUUGUUUAUCGCCUCAUCAGUACCUGUCAGCAUUUUGCCAUGUUCUUCUCUGGGGCCAAGAUUUCAAGUCACGGUUAUUUCUUCUGUUCCUCAAAUAAAAUACAGCAGCUGUGCAAGAGAUAAACAAGAAGGCUUGAAUGUAAUUUGUUUUAAGAAAUUAAGUUCUCGUUUAUUUAGGUGCAUUUGAAAACCUAGUAGAAAAGUGGCACUUGAAUCACGUGAUUACUCUUCAACAACUUAGUUUUCAGUUUUAUUGCUUCAAACAGCGAUUCAAAAACACAGGAUCUGGUGGAAAGUGUUCAUUUUUUUUCUUCCAGUGCAAACUAGAUAGAAUAGCCGUGGAAAACCUGGGAGUAUACACCUGGUUUCAGUAGUUUCAUUCGAGAAGGGCAAAAAAGGCCUCUAAAGCUCUGCUAAUCUACCGCUUCUGACAUACAAGUAAAACGUACCUAUAGAACUGCAGCUAUGGCUCCUGGUCUCUUGUGUAUUUGUGUCCUAAAACUUCUGAUGCUCUUUUCUGUUUAUUCCUCAACUCUGUAAUAGGUAUUUAUGUCUUUCCAAAGACUUAAGUAAUACUUAAUACGCAGGAAGAGCUCUGGUGAAAUAAGACUAGGGCUGCAUUUAUUUCUGAUGAGUCUGGAGCUUUCUGGUUCAGUGUGCAGAUACAAAAAUAAUCUAAAAUGAUUACUUGCUUUUGUGGAAUGGCUAACAUAUUGUCUGCUAUAUGGGAUUUAAGUGGUCAGGCUUCAUGUUGUAGUGAAGACUGACUAAGGGUGCGUAAAGGAUUUAAAGCACCUAUAAAACUAACUUCAGCAACUUAAGGCACAGUAGAUAAAGCUGGGCUUAGGAGCUCACAGUGGUGAGGCCAGUGGUUGAUAUUUACAUGUGCAAGGCAUAGAAACAGGAUCUGCAAGGAUCCCUUUUCAAUAUCUUUGUCACCCACCACCUCAUCUGUGUUUCUUCUGUAGAAUUCUCCUCUGCCCCAAAUUUGUAUAGCAAAUUUGUUAGCUCUCUGCAUUCCCCUUUCUCCCACAGACUCCCUUGCUGGCCCAGGGAUAUUUAGAAAGCUGAUUAUAUAUGUGUAUGUAUAUAGAUAUAUAUAUUUUUUCCUUUCAGUAGAUGGAUGUGAGGAGAGGCAGAAUGGGGUGCUCCCUGCAGUGCUAAACCGAUGCAUGGCUGCUUGCUGCUUUGUACAGGGAUGCUGUUAUGAUAUGAAACUUCACAGUAUUUCCCUUAUGGGCAAGAAGACCAGCAAGAUCUUUCUCUGCAGUCUUCUUCCUGCUGUCUCUGUUGUGGAGCCAAACAUACAACCUGAUUAAGACUAUUUUCCUUUGUUUACAAAUGAUGGAAUAAGAAAAUUGUAUUCAUUUUCCAUCUUUUUAAGAACUGGCAUCCUGCUACCAAGUUGGACUGUCAUUUAAACUCAUAUAGUGAUUAAGACUUAUGCAGUGGGUGGAGUUGAAGCAAUCUUCAUAAUAUGUGGUCUUCAUUAAUGUGUGUUUGCUCUUUGACAUUUGCUUAAACUUACUUUUGGGCUGUAGGAAGGAAGGCAUGCAGCUGCUGGGGUUCAUCUAAGUUCAUGUAGCUCUCUUUUAAAUUUCAUGGUCGUAACCUCUUCAGUUAAAUCCAAUGCAAAUACAAGUUAUUUUCCUCCCCUCUGUUUGUAAAUUUCCAGUGCAAGCAUUAUUGCUUAUUCAGAUAUAUUUAGGCAGUCGACUUCCAUUUCAAAGACCCUGACAUCCAGUUCUGCACCGCAAGAUGCACCGAGUCCUAAAUCAAUUGGUGAUAGUGCCUCAAAUGAGUCAACUGAAGUGAUGGUUGCAGCUCUGUCGUGAUGUAUGAAACAAGGGCAUUGCUGGCUGGCAGGGCGCAGCAUGAACAGGUAAUACAGCGGUAAUGCACCUCUCAACUUUCUGGCAUCAAAGGAAUCAACCUCUGCUUUUCCUAUGUGCCACCAUUUGAGGAACUGCCUAUUGAGCACAGAUCUGAGAUUUAAGUCCCCCCAAGCCCCCCAAGACUAACUAUUGUCGACCUAGUAUUUCGUUUGGCUAAAACAUUCAGCAUUUUUCAUCAAUCAUUUUUAUGUCAUAACCUUAAUUCCUGUGCACAUCUGACACCAGUUUCCUCAAAUAUCACAAUGUAAUUAUCAUUUUUAGAUCAGUGUUCUAGUACAUCGCACUUGUUUGACCUUGCACAGCUGUUUUAAGCACCUUUUGUAAUUAAAUUUUAGUAUUUUGCCUAAACAAGCUUCUGAUUUCCAUAGAAAUUAUUACUAAGCAGAGAAAUCAAUGUGACAGUAUUUAAUUGUAAAAGCGAAGGCGUGAAUGCAGUUUUUAAACAUAGAAACUGUUGCUUGAUAAUUGAACAUACAAGUAAUGUAUUUGAUUUCCCUUGUGCUGCUUGAAUAAAUAAAUACACCCAGCCUGUUUAAAGCUCUGCUGCUCAAAAAGCUGUAUUAUUUUAAGACAUUAAUCCCACUGGAAGACAAUUGCAGGCAUCUGGUUUUGAUAUGGGUAGCUGCUUGUAAUACACUCAGUCUUUUUGAAAUGUGUCUUCCACAAAUUUAGGACAAGAGGAUCCUCUGGUGUGACUUUUUAUUCCCUGUUGGUUGUGGCUCAUUGUGAAUUGAUUGAAGUCUUCAGUAGGUCACAGACCUCUGUUACAUCCGUGAGAACUUUAGGUACAGCUGUAAAGUUUUGAUCUAGAUGUAACUUGAAAACAGUGUGUCGUUCGUGGGGAAUGUCGCAUCUCAUCAAAAUCAGGAUGCUGAGUAAAUUAAUUGCUUCACAUCCAGCUCUCUCUGCCAUAGCAAGCUAGUCACUAAAAGUUUAUUUUAAAACUUGAAAACUACUGUAACUGUCACUGUACCUAGCUGAGAAUGACUUGGCAAAUCACCGUUUCCAGUAGGAGGAAACGUGACUGCGUUGAGGAACAUUCAGAUGUGAAUUACACGUAGCUUAUGCCUAGAAGACGGUUGCAAUGCUCUAAAACUUAGUUUUUUUGACUGAUGCAAGUAGUUGUUGGAACGCAUCGACAGAUAAAUCUGCAGCACAUUGUUCAUGCAGUGUCAUUUUACUUUCUUGCAGGUAUUUGGUUUUCAUUAAAAAGGGCAACUUGGAGAGUGUUCAUUAAAGGCAGAAACACUAUGUUAUUGUACUAUGAUUAAAGAUGUAUGACAAAUGC
This is a messenger RNA of Columba livia (rock pigeon), 20663 nucleotides long. RefSeq names its product AVL9 cell migration associated (gene AVL9). NCBI's taxonomy places the organism in Eukaryota, Metazoa, Chordata, Aves, Columbiformes, Columbidae. Bases 14134 to 16122 code for a protein of 662 amino acids. The record is from RefSeq and is a predicted model, not a curated record. The transcript has 16 exons. Gene Ontology annotation, cellular component: cytoplasm.